Tricharina praecox is the source of this 330-nucleotide messenger RNA. RefSeq lists its product as uncharacterized. The coding region runs from base 1 to 330 and encodes 109 amino acids. The transcript is spliced from 3 exons. The record is from RefSeq and is a predicted model, not a curated record. NCBI's taxonomy places the organism in Eukaryota, Fungi, Ascomycota, Pezizomycetes, Pezizales, Pyronemataceae.
AUGGCCGCUGCUACCCCCACUACCACUAUCACCCCCGCCGCCUCGACUCCCGCGGCCACAACCACCGGCAAUAGCGCCAUCCUGGAGGCUGUGAGCAGUUUCCUUGACAUCUUGGCUUUCUUGGCCGAGCUGACGGCUAGCUUCGACGACGGCGAUGACAACGUCAUAAUCGUCGGGGACAAGCCGGAGGAUAAUUCCGUGCACGCGAACGAGGAGGCAAUGGAGGCGGAGGACGCGCAGAGCCUGAACGAGGUUUCACUGGGGCUAAAAUCACAUACUCUCAUCGCCGCGGCAGCAUGGGGCGGUAUCAAGGAGAUGGGACUAUACUAG